AUGGUGGCUGGCGCACCAACAGCGUUAGGAUGUGACAUGCGAGAAUGUUCUUCGGGAUACUACUUUGUUUGUUCGUGUGCUACAAUCUGCUCAUCUCAAGUGGCAGAUACUGCUGAAAAUCCCUCUAGCAGAGGACCACCAGAGGGCUGUUUCGAUACCGAACGGUCGCAAUGCGCUGGCGGUUUGCGGACCAGUGAUGUAAAGUUCCCUGGAUUUCCCAAGAUGAGAGUCGAUUUUGUGAAUAAUAUUGUGAGAGUAACACCAGAAUAA
This is a messenger RNA of Cylicostephanus goldi, 270 nucleotides long. The record is from the annotation of a GenBank genome assembly. Lineage: Eukaryota; Metazoa; Nematoda; Chromadorea; Rhabditida; Strongylidae.